This is a messenger RNA of Aspergillus brunneoviolaceus CBS 621.78, 342 nucleotides long. Its product is annotated as putative pre-mRNA branch site protein p14. Gene Ontology annotation, cellular component: cytoplasm; ribonucleoprotein complex; nucleus. The transcript is spliced from 5 exons. The record is from RefSeq and is a predicted model, not a curated record. Gene Ontology annotation, molecular function: mRNA binding. NCBI's taxonomy places the organism in Eukaryota, Fungi, Ascomycota, Eurotiomycetes, Eurotiales, Aspergillaceae. Bases 1 to 342 code for a protein of 113 amino acids.
AUGAGCCGAAAGCUCGCCCCCGAAGCCAAUCGGAUUCUCUUUGUCAAGAACCUCAACUACAACGUAACAGCGGAGCAACUCUUCGACCUCUUUGGCAAAUUCGGUCCCAUCCGACAAAUACGUCAGGGAAUCGCAAACAACUCCAAGGGCACUGCCUUUGUCGUAUACGAGGACGUUCACGACGCCAAACAGGCAUGCGAUAAACUCAAUGGCUUCAAUUUCCAGAACAGAUAUCUCGUUGUCCUAUACCAUCAGCCUGAAAAAAUGCUUAAAUCGAAAGAGGACCUGGCGGAAAGGCAAGAGAAUUUGGAACGUCUCAAACAGCAGCAUGGUAUAGAAUGA